AAAUCUUUGGGAUGAUGAUUUUCUGAUCACGAGUUUAAUUCCACAACUUCGUGCUGAAACUAUUCACCUUAAAAGCAAUCCUGCACCACCAUAUACAGUAUGUGGUGCAUUUCUUCAUAGGCGAUCAGGUAACAAACGCGUUUAUAAAUGCAAAUUAUGUCAACAUCCACAAAGUGCUACACAACUUUAUUCAUUCUAUGAGAUUCGAUUACAUUUGGUAAGAAGCUCUCAUAAUGUUCGUGUAAUUGAAGAUAAUAUGAUUGAAGUUGUUUCUGAGGUUUUUGAUAAUGCGGAAAUUGCUCAAGAAUUUCCAAGAAAUAAACCAGAAAUCUUUUUUGCGGCAG
Messenger RNA from Scutellospora calospora, 344 nucleotides. Lineage: Eukaryota; Fungi; Glomeromycota; Glomeromycetes; Diversisporales; Gigasporaceae. The record is from the annotation of a GenBank genome assembly.